Nicotiana attenuata is the source of this 630-nucleotide messenger RNA. Its product is annotated as cytochrome b-c1 complex subunit 9-like. Bases 123 to 341 code for a protein of 72 amino acids. Lineage: Eukaryota; Viridiplantae; Streptophyta; Magnoliopsida; Solanales; Solanaceae. The record is from RefSeq and is a predicted model, not a curated record. The transcript is spliced from 3 exons. Gene Ontology annotation, biological process: mitochondrial electron transport, ubiquinol to cytochrome c.
UAUACAGGGGUAGAAACGCUUUGUUUUCAGAACGAAGUCCAAAGCUAUUAUCGCAUUUCUCCAUAUUUCUUCAAAAAAGUAGCAGAUCUAAGCAAACCCCAGAAAGAGAUUAACUAUUAGAAAUGGAGGGAACAUCAGCUAGAAGAAGCGGCGGCGGGGUUAUGGAAGGAUUUUACAGACUUAUUAUGCGCCGUAACUCUGUUUACGUUACCUUUGUCAUCGCUGGCGCUCUCCUCGGCGAAAGGGCGGUGGAUUACGGGGUUCAUAAGCUCUGGGAGAUGAACAAUGUUGGGAAGCGUUAUGAGGAUAUUUCAGUUUUGGGACAGCGGCCUGCUGAAUAAAUUUGCAGUCAUGGAGCUUAUUUGAGCCUGAUACAGAAUCGACCUUUCAAUAAUUGUUUUGCAACUCUGCCAUGCUAUGGCCUUUUUUUAAAUAUUUGCUGUAGUUUUGGAGGAAAUUCGUUGAAUGAAAUAUGGUACUUAAAAUUUCUGUCAUAAGGGCUUAUGUGUGACACUAUGGGGUGAUGGGAAAUAAUUUUUAUUGUAUAAGUACUUUCUUGCAUUUUACAUGAAAGUAUGUUGACGAAUUUGAGAUGUUAAUUUGGGUUAUAAAUUAUAUUAGUUGUUAAUA